Messenger RNA from Spodoptera exigua (beet armyworm), 2493 nucleotides. The record is from the annotation of a GenBank genome assembly. Lineage: Eukaryota; Metazoa; Arthropoda; Insecta; Lepidoptera; Noctuidae.
GUUAAUCGGAAUUAAGUUUAAAAGUGAGGUUUAGUGUUUCCAAAGUUCUUGAAAGUACACUCUGAAAGUGGGAAGUGUUAUGUUUUAAAACGAAACGAGUUAUGACGAAGUUAAUAUAAAUGUGCGUUUUGAUAUUGUCGCGUGCGGAAGGACCGCUGUGAGGUGUCCGCGGCCCGCGGCUUAUUCGUACAGUGCCAUGGACAUCGGCGGAGAAAGCGCACUAUGUGUAGGCGGUCCCCAUAAUGAGGAACAACUGAAUAUUAGUGAUGUUUUUGAGGCGAUCACUUUGGCGGACCCGUCGUUCGGCGUGGGUACAGCCGCCGGCAUAGACGAGAGCAUGGCGCGCCGCGACCAGCCCUACGUCGAGAUCGUGGAGCAGCCGGCCAGCAAGGCGCUCAGAUUUCGCUAUGAGUGUGAAGGCCGGUCAGCGGGAUCUAUUCCCGGAGUGAACAGUACGUCAGAUAACAAGACUUACCCUACAAUUAAGAUAUGCGGAUACACAGGACAGGUGGUUAUUGUCGUGUCUUGUGUUACCAAAGAUGAACCUUACAGGGCACACCCCCACAACUUGGUGGGUCGAGAACGCUGCGAGAGGGGGGUGUGUACGAUCCCCCUUCGCGUCACAGAGGAGACAUGCGAGUACCAGUUCAAGAACCUCGGCAUCCAGUGCGUGAAGCGACGUGACAUCGCGGAGGCCCUCACCAUCAGGGAGAAACUUAGGGUGGAUCCCUUUAGAAAAAACUUUGAUCACAAGAACCAUCCUCAAAGCAUCGACUUGAACGCGGUGCGACUAUGUUUCCAAGUGUUCUUGCCGGACGAGACAGGGCGACUACGGCGUCCCUUGACGCCUGUCGUGUCGGAUGUCAUCUACGACAAAAAAGCCAUGAGCGACCUGCUCAUCAUGCGGUCCAGCCACUGUUCUGGGCCGGCAAAAGGCGGGACUCAAGUUAUCUUACUUUGUGAGAAGGUGACCCGAGAAGACAUCGAAGUAGUUUUCUACCAGGAAGAAGACGGUAUUGUUGUCUGGGAAGAGACUGCAAUCAGGAUCCUGGUACACAAACAAGUGGCUAUUGCUUUUGAGACGCCAGCCUACAAGUACCCGAAUACUACCGACCACGUUAAUGUGUACUUCCAGCUGAAGAGGCUGUCGGACAACGCCCGCAGCAACUCACUGCCGUUCGAGUACUACCCCGAUUUCUCAGGUAGCGCGCGUAAACCUCUUCCAGACCUGUCUCUGUUCUCGCUGCUCCUCAACGAGAAGCGGACAGACACCAAUAACAACAAACAAGACAAAACCGAAGUCGUUAGCUCUACCACUGAUAGUUACAGCGUGUCCGAUGACACUGACACCGCGCAGGUUACCGACACCGACGUUAAUGGCAACCCACAGGUUACCGACGUCGAGAUCAUCGACACCAACGAGAAGAGUCUAAAUGAACUUCUCGAUCAGGUAGCGGAGUUAGAUGAAAUAUACUCAGAGAACCGCACGCGCCUCGAAAACAUAUCUUCAUUAACGAACAAUAGUGAAGAUAUAGAGGAUUUCAAUGACGCGGGCACUUACACCAGUUUGCAACUCGCUUUCAAAAACCCUGUAGAGAUAUCUGAACCUGACCCGAUGUCGUAUGAAGAUGUCCAAGUUCAGACGUAUCGCGGCCCUAUCAUUGAAUUUAGUCCACUAAAACGCGAUACAGAUGAUGAGCGCGCACCCCCGUUACCUCCCAAACGCGUCCGUAAAGCUGCAUCUACCGAACCUUUCAAAACUAGUCAGACUUCGGUCGAUAGUAUCUUAAAACCUGGGCGACAGAUACCCGUCACCCGCAACCCAGACCAUCUGAAAAUAAACUCUGAGAUGACCGUAGCCAAGAGUGAACCCGCUUUACCGCCGGUCAAGAAGCGUUCGUUCUUUUCGCGACUAUUUAGAAGAAAGGAGAAAUCACCUGCCCCCAGUGUUAAAUCUGAGGGUAGGAAAGAGGCAAAGAGUAAACCUGUAGGUCGUUCUGUGAGCAGUGUCUCGGGGGUGCGUCCUUCGAAGUUUAAGUCAUCAGUGUCUCACACCUCUUUGAAAGACAACGCUUCUGGCACAGGCCUCAGUUAUGCCGAUAGUAUCACACAUAUUUCUCUACACGGAGAUGACAAUGAGAAGUCCACAUCUCAGUCUUCUUUGCGUCGUCCUGCCAGUUUAGCUCCGCUGCCUCCAACAGACGGCGGCACUAUUUUAGUGGCAGAAAGUGUGCUCGCUUUAGACGCGUCCCAGUUUAAAAAGCUGCAAGAUGAUUUAGAUUUGACUGACGCGGAGCACUACGCGUUGUAUAUGGCCGUUGCCCCACACGCGACAGUUUCUGAAUUUGAUGAAACUAGUUGCUAUUACUCGCCCGUAGAUGGCAGCAAAUUUCAAAAUAAUUAAUCGGCAGAUAGUGACUUGGUCAUCAAAUUGACAGAGCUGCACAAUUAAUUGGUACAAGUCAGCCGAUACUUGUACUAGUUUCCCAUCCC